This is a messenger RNA of Tachyglossus aculeatus (Australian echidna), 520 nucleotides long. RefSeq names its product C-C motif chemokine ligand 17 (gene CCL17). NCBI's taxonomy places the organism in Eukaryota, Metazoa, Chordata, Mammalia, Monotremata, Tachyglossidae. The transcript is spliced from 3 exons. Gene Ontology annotation, biological process: positive regulation of GTPase activity; inflammatory response; cellular response to interleukin-1. Gene Ontology annotation, cellular component: extracellular region. The record is from RefSeq and is a predicted model, not a curated record. Gene Ontology annotation, molecular function: chemokine activity; CCR chemokine receptor binding. The coding region runs from base 7 to 315 and encodes 102 amino acids.
GCCACCAUGCACUACCUGAAGACAGCUCUCCUGAUAGCCUUCAUCCUGGGGCUUUCUCUUCCAAAUAUCCCAGCAGCAAGAGGCACGAACACCGGCAAGGAAUGUUGCAGUGACUACAUAAAGAAACCCAUAAAAUUCUGUAAGGUGGUGAGCUGCCAAAAGACCUCCGUGGACUGCCUCAAGGAAGCUAUUGUGUUUAACACGGUCCAGAACCACACCAUCUGUGCUGAUCCCAACCAGAACUGGGUGAAGAAAGCAGUCAAAUUGUUGAAAACAUGGAAAUCGAAAACCAGACCUGCUUCUCGGAGGUGCUGAUUCCCCCAGUCCCCCUGCAGUGACUUCUGCCUCCAAAUGCCUGGAGAAACUGACUCUUCGGAGUCUUUCAUUCCUCUCCUCGGGCCGACGGGAACAGAUGAACCGGAGGAGGGCAAGAGCCGAGGCCUGGCUGUGCAGGAAUAAGCCCUCUGAGCUGCCAUGCUGCCUGGAUUUGGAAAUGUUUUCCCUGCUCCUCUCCCUUUUU